AAUGAGCAUCGCCCUCGUCACACUUCAGCACUUGGUCUUUGCUCCUUCAGCAGUGCCCAGGUUAAUGCUUAAUCUACCUACGGAGCCAUAAUUGUUGGGACCAAGCCCCGUUUAUGAGGUGGCUGUAUCGUGGAUGCCUACAGAUCGGUGGGAAAGACCAGAGGCAGAUCAGCUCAGAGGCUCUUCUCCAGGAACCUUCAAGGCUGACCAGAAGAAACCGCCGAAAUGCCACCAAAAACCGGCUUAUCCAAACUCUUUGCCGUUGCCUUCAUCGUUCUGACCGCCGCUGCCAUCGCCGGCAUGGUCGCUAUGCUGAUCGUAUACAAAACUCAAAUCGCUGAGAUGAACCCGACGCCUCGUCCAACCAUGCCGUCCACCACCAUGGCCCCACCGCCAGCGAUGCGCCUGCCAAGGAACCUGCUACCCGAGAGCUACAACAUCUUCAUCCAGCUUCAACUGUACAUAAAAAUCAUCGAAGAGGUGAACGUCACCUCCCCGAACCAGACUCUGCUCUUCUCCGGAAACUCUACCGUCCACUUCCACUGUGUGGAAAGAACGAGCCGCAUCUACCUCCACAGCAACGGCCCGACAGUGUCUGCUCCACGUUUGAUAGACAAAGACACAAACGAGCUGGUCAAGAUCGACAGAUACCUGCAUCACGAAGACGAGAGUCAUUUCUUAGAGCUUCAGUUGAGCGAAUAUUUAGAGGCAGGAAGGAACUACAGUUUGUUUCUGGCUUUCGAGGGAGAAAUGUCCGAGAACCUGGAGGCCCUCUAUGUCAGCAAAUACGUUGAAAGUAGGCCUGCUUCGGAAAAUGAAACCAUUGCGGAAAGAUUUCUAGCAGCAACAAACUUGGAGCCAACAAACGCGAGGAGCCUGUUUCCUUGUUUCGACGAGCCGGACUUUAAGGCUGUUUUCUAUCUGACGGUCAUCCACAGACUGGAGACUACGGCUCUGUCAAACGCACCUGUUUCAGUCUCCAAUAUUAUCGAUGAAGAGUGGAAGUACACUCGAUUUAUGGCAACACCCAGGAUGUCCAGCUACUUGCUUGCCUUCACAGUCUCAGAAUUCACGGCAACAGACUCCCCAAACAGUCGUAUUGUCAUAAAGACUUACUCCCGUCCUGAGGCCACCGCAGCUGGACACGCCGUUUAUGCCGCCAAAAUGACACCAAAGAUCCUGGAGUUCUACGAAAACCAUUUUGAUCUUCGAUAUCCAAUGAAAACACUCGACCAAAUUGCUCUGACCGACUUGGAACCUUUAGCGAUGGAGAACUGGGGACUGAUCACCUACCAAGAAGGAGCUUUGCUCUAUCAGGAAGGAGUCUCGUCGUGGCUGCACAAGGAAGAUAUUGUUCACAUCAUUUCUCACGAGCUGGCACACCAGUGGUUUGGAAAUCUGGUGACGAUGAAGUGGUGGAAUGAAGUUUGGCUGAAUGAGGGCUUUGCCUCCUACAUGUCCUACCUGGCGGUGGACAACGCCGAGCCCUCGUUUCAGAUAAAAGACACAAUGAUUAUGAGUGACCUCCAUUCAGCAUUUGAAGAAGAUGCUCUGACUUCAUCCCAUCCUCUCAGCACUCCUCUGGAAGAAGUCCAGACAACUUCUCAGAUCCUCGGGAUGUUUGAUGCAAUAAGCUACAGUAAGGGGGCGAUGGUGCUGAGGAUGCUGGCAGAUUUUGUGGGAGAAGACAAUUUUGACAACGGGAUCAGAGCGUACCUGAAGGCCUUCAAAGGAAAGAACGUGGAGCAGAGCGACCUGUGGGACUUCAUCCAAAGUGUCAGGCAGGAAAAGGGCGUUUUCAGCAUCGGAACAUUGAUGGAAAAGUGGACGACACAAAUGGGUUAUCCUGUCAUCACCAUCAACACAACCAACGGAGAAAUCCACCAGAAACAUUUCCUGUACAACAACUCUGCAGAAUCUGAUCUUUGGUGGCUCAUCCCGAUCAGAUACGCGACAAAGAGCUCUUCUCCUUCUCUUGUCUGGCUGGACGUCAGAGGUCCAGUGAGGAAAGAAGAAUUCAUUUCUAAGAAUAAAGACUGGAUCCUGGCUAACGUCAACUGCACCGGAUAUUAUAGAGUCAAUUACGACCCGGACAACUGGCAGCGCCUCAUGACCCAGCUGGAAACCAACCCAAACCGAAUCCCACUGAUGAACAGAGGGCAGCUCGUCGAUGACGCCUUUAACUUGGCUAGAGCUGAGCUGGUGAAUGUGACUCUGGCUCUGAAUUCAACUCGUUUCCUCCGUCAUGAGACGGCCUACCUCCCCUGGGAGUCAGCGGUCAGGAAUCUGGAGUACUUUGUCUUGAUGUUUGACCGAUCCGAGGUGUACGGACCCAUGCAGGUCUACCUCCGGGAACAGGUCAAAGAGCUCUAUAACUUCUUCAGGAACUACACGGACAACUCGACUGUCCCAGAGGAUCACUCUUUACAACACAACCAGAUCAUUGCCAUCGAUGUGGCCUGUUCCAACGGACUCCCAGAAUGCAUCGAGAUGGCUCGGUCAAAGUUCGCUGGCUGGAUGAAGAGCAACGACACCAACGACAUCCACACCAAUCUGAGGGCUGUAAUCUACUGCCAAGCUGUGGCUGCUGGCGACAAGAAGGAGUGGGAGUUCGCCUGGGAGAAGUUUCAGAGCUCCACCGACACGUCAGAGAAAGACCAGCUAAGAAAAGCUCUGGCGUGCACCAAGAAGACCUGGCUGCUCAGCAGAUACCUGGAAUACACUUUGGACCCUGACAAGAUACGGCUGAUGGAUGUUGCUUCUACGGUUUACUUCAUAGCUCAAAACGCUGCGGGGCAAGCGCUGGCCUGGAACUUUAUCAGAGCCAACUGGGACUACGUCAGUCAGGGUGAGUCAGCUGGACUUAUCAUGGGCGUGACCAGCAGGUUCUCCACGAAGUUCGAACUGGAGGAGCUGAUGCGCUUUGCGACCCAAGCUGAGGAGCACGUUGCUGACAUCGUUAUGAUGCGCGCCGUGGAGCAGACCCAGGUCAACAUCCAGUGGGUCAACGAGAACAAAAACAUCAUCCUGUGGUGGUUUGAGAGAGAAACGGCUAACAUUGAAUAAAUGAAGCCGAAUUCAUUCAUUCGUGGUGCUGAAAGGUUCCAGAUCUGUGGUUUAUAUGGCUCAGAUGGCUUUAACCCAACUCUAGAAGUUUAGUGAUGUUCCUGUAGGAGCCACGCUAGAGCCUGAACAUGCAGGAGGGAGAGGGUGUGUUUAUGUAAAUACUAGUGUGCAUUAUUUAUACAGCACAUUCAGUGCAAACAGCAGGGAAAUAUAUUAAAAGCAUAAUUUCUUCCUAUUUUUUUUAUUAAUUUUGAAUGUGCUGCUCGUCCAACAUGAGUUAAUAAAUGUGUUUAAAUGACAAAUAAAAACUUUUAGAUGCUUUCAUGUUGCUGCUGCUGCCUGUGCAUCAAAACUAACACCAUAUAGAUGUUUUUAGGGUCUAAAACAUCCAAUAAUUCAGUUUGAUUACAUGAAAUAAACAACAUACAUCUAGAUUAACAUAAUAAAUGAAAUAUAAGAAAAGUUAUUUUGUUGGAAUUAUUUUUAAUAAUAAAAUUUGAAUAUUCAAAAAUCAA
Molecule: messenger RNA, 3581 nt
Organism: Nothobranchius furzeri (turquoise killifish)
Lineage: Eukaryota; Metazoa; Chordata; Actinopteri; Cyprinodontiformes; Nothobranchiidae
Gene: anpeplb
Product: alanyl (membrane) aminopeptidase-like b
Biological process (GO): proteolysis; peptide catabolic process
Cellular component (GO): cytoplasm; plasma membrane
Molecular function (GO): zinc ion binding; metalloaminopeptidase activity; peptide binding
Source: RefSeq, a predicted model, not a curated record